Molecule: messenger RNA, 2999 nt
Organism: Momordica charantia (bitter melon)
Lineage: Eukaryota; Viridiplantae; Streptophyta; Magnoliopsida; Cucurbitales; Cucurbitaceae
Product: Protein kinase superfamily protein
Source: RefSeq, a predicted model, not a curated record
GAGAGUUUGGAAGUGGAAAUUCGCGUCGUCGUUGGAUGGUGGCCGAGAAGUGAGGGAAGAAAUAGCAGAGAGAAUUCGCCGGGAUCGCACUCGGAGACAAGACUGAAUCAAUCGGCGUUUUAGAUUUUAGAUUUUUGAUUUGAAUUUGUGGGGGUUCCUGGUCAAUGGUCUUGGACUCCCAACUUCAUAUAUCUUCAAUGGAAGGUGUAUCACCAGACCAGGAAUCAGUGGGUUCUGGGACAAAAAGAUCCAGUGUAUCAUCUGGAAGUAAGUCUCGAAACCGGAGGGAGUUUCUCAACAAAUUUUUGGACAGUGAAAUCUUUACAGCCAAACUUGAGGAUUGGUUUGAAGAAGUAUCGGAGAGUUCUAGAACCAAAAGGUCUGUUUUUGAUGUUCCUUUUGAGUUGAUAGAUCUACAGAAGUUUGACUAUGCACUAGAAGGGAUUUCAUUUCAGCAGCUGAUUCGUAUGCCCGGAGCUAUUUAUGCUUCUGCUUCUGAGGGCAUGGAAGCAACUGCUUAUAUUGCAAUUGAGGAUUUUCUUCAUGCAAGUGUGAAGGGGUUGUGGGAGGCAUUUUGGAGUCAAGAUCAGCCCAUGCCUUUCACUGUUGGCUGCUUAUACAAAGAUAAUUUAAAAUUUUACCAGGCUGAGAAGGCAAUUGCUACUGGGAAGCUGGAAGGUCUUUCAGCCACUGGCAUACUGCUGAAGAACCCUCGACAUCCCCAUGGGAAGUGGGACCAAAUUCUCACGCUUGCUUUACUGAGUCCUGAUAUUGGAAACCUUGCUACGGAUCGUGAUAGCUAUCCUUCUCCGUCUGUUUUAGGUGAGGUCCUUUUUUAUGCUGUCCGAAUGCUAUUGUCGAGAAGCUUGAGCAAAUCAAACUAUUCGCAAGGUUCGAUCUCAGCCUUUGUUCUUCUUGUCGAUUCUCAAUAUGGAGGAGUUAUUAAGGUUGAAGGAGAUUUAAGUAGAUUGGAGUUUGAUUUGAAUAAUGUAUAUGAAUGUGCUGCUGAAUGGAUAAAAGGAUAUGCUACAAUAUCAAUCUCUCCUAUCGAUAGGAUUUGGAACGAGCUUGGAAAUGCAAACUGGGGAGAUAUCGGGGCAUUACAAGUACUUUUUGCAACGUUCCAUUCUAUUAUUCAAUUUGCUGGAGUCCCCAAACACUCGAUUGAGGAUCUAGCUGCCGAUCAUAGCUCUCGUUUGCAAACGAGAAGAGUUGAGAGGCAGUUGGGAGAUGUUAGAGUGAAUGGGAAUGGUAUGUUUAGGUUCCAGCAGCAAAGUGUUUCCCCUGAAAUCGUUGAAGUUCAGGAAGAUUCUAUCAAAGUUAAGUCCGAAGAGAUAGUAAAGUUGGAAGUAGGAUCCGUACUGUGGUUAGAGGAUUCAAACUGGCAAAAGGGUUAUCAGAUUAAUGAACUCUUGACUUCCAGUGAGCUUCAAUUUUAUAUUGCUUCUCCAAUCGAAGAACCUGGGAAGAGUCUGUUUCUUUAUGUUGGGUCUCGAAUUUCCCAGCUAGAAGCAUGGGAAGAUAUGAACUUGUGGUAUCAAGUGCAGAGGCAAACUAAGGUUUUGACUGUAAUGAAACAGAAAGGUCUAUCUAGCAAGUACCUACCUCAGUUGAGUGCAUCUGGCAGGAUCAUUCAUCCCGGUCAGUGUCGUAGACCCAGCUCGGGUGGCAACUGUGAUCACCCAUGGUGUGGUACACCUAUUCUUGUGACCAGCCCAGUUGGUGAAACUGUAGCUGACAUGGUAAAUGGUGGUAGAUUUAAUUCUGAAGAAGCAAUAAGGUGUUGCCAUGAUUGCUUGUCUGCACUUUCAACUGCUGCUUCAGCUGGAAUUCGACAUGGUGACAUCAGGCCAGAGAAUGUGAUUUGUGUGAGAUCUGGUGUGAGACGGCCUUAUUUUGUUCUUAUAGGCUGGGGACAUGCGAUUCUCGAAGACAGGGACCGUCCUGCUUUGAAUCUUCACUUCUCAUCCACUCUUGCUCUACAGGAGGGGAAACUCUGCUCUGCCUCAGAUGCAGAGAGCCUAGUUUAUAUGCUUUAUUAUGCCACUGGUGGUGGCUUUCCUGAUUUGGAUUCUGUCGAGGGAGCGCUACUGUGGAGAGAGACCUCUUGGUCAAGGAGGUUAAUUCAGCAGAAGCUCGGUGACAUGUCGACGGUACUGAAAGCAUUUUCGGACUAUGUCGAUAGUCUAUGCGGAACACCAUAUCCAAUGGACUAUGAGAUAUGGUUAAGAAGGUUGAGGAGAAACAUUCACGAUGAAGAUCCUGGGAAGGAAGUCGAUACAUCAGGCUAGGCUAGGUCUCUUUUGUUAGCUAUGUUGUAUAGAAGUGCUACUCUGUUAUCUGACAACAUCUAUUCCCAACUGGGAGUAUGCAAUUUUGGUUGGAGAAGACUCGACGUAGCAGGUAAGUUCAUCGGCUCAUACAACAUCGGUGAAGUUCGAAUUUUUGAACUCAAUACUGGUUAGUACAUAGGAGGGGUUUCGUUUCUGCAUGAAUCAGCUUGGCAUAAUCGUUUGUUUUCGAGUCCAAGGCCCUGUUCAAAUAUCUUCUUUCAAGUGUGUUGGAUGGAUUCACACCUUGACAUGGUUACACUAUGUUCAUGGACCGUGGAAAGGAUAUUGCUUUAGAAUCUCGAUACACCUAACAAGAUACCGCUGCUCGUCCUUAAGCAUCGGUUGAUAUGGGCAGACACGGUUACUAUUGUCGACACUGAUCUGCGAGUAAGGUAGAUGCAUGAUGUUCUAUGUAAUUGCUUAGGUGAAUAGGAUUAAGUAGCAUUGAAGUUGGUGUGAAGGGUACAUUUUUGUAAAUGUGUUAGUUUUUUGGGUGUCACAUGGGGUUUGUGAUUAAGUUGAUUGAAGUUGGAAGUGUAUUUAUUUGGUCAUUGGGUAAUUUCUCCUUUCAGUAGUCAGAACUUAUGAGGAGGGUAGAGUUGGAAAUUGAUGUUGUUGAAGAUGAAGAUUAUAUAUAACAUUCAAAAGGAACAUGUAAGUUUUCUA